UUUCCUGUUUCUCUGCAGUUUUCCCCAGCUUUGGGUGGUGGCCGCCGCUGGGCUUCGGCUUCGCGUUGGAGGAGGGCGAGGCGGCGUGGACAGCGGCCCCGGCACCCCGCGCCCCGCCGCCUGCAGCCGCGCGCCCGCCCGCCCGCCGCGCGCCGCGCCCGCCGCUUCCCUCCUCGCUCCCCGGCCGCCGCCGCCGCGGCCCCCCGAGCGGCCCAGAUGCAGGCCAUCAAGUGUGUGGUGGUGGGCGACGGAGCUGUAGGUAAAACUUGCCUACUGAUCAGUUAUACCACCAAUGCAUUUCCUGGAGAAUACAUCCCCACUGUCUUUGACAACUAUUCUGCCAAUGUCAUGGUGGAUGGGAAGCCGGUGAACCUGGGCCUGUGGGAUACCGCUGGGCAAGAAGAUUACGACAGAUUGCGGCCCCUCUCCUACCCGCAGACAGACGUAUUCUUAAUUUGCUUCUCGCUCGUGAGUCCUGCGUCCUUUGAGAAUGUUCGUGCAAAGUGGUACCCCGAGGUUCGACACCACUGCCCCAACACUCCCAUCAUCCUGGUGGGGACCAAGCUGGACCUUCGGGAUGACAAAGACACGAUUGAGAAGCUGAAGGAGAAGAAGCUGACGCCCAUCACCUACCCGCAGGGCUUAGCCAUGGCCAAGGAGAUCGGUGCUGUGAAAUACCUGGAGUGCUCGGCACUCACCCAGCGGGGCCUCAAGACCGUGUUCGACGAAGCCAUCCGGGCGGUGCUGUGCCCGCCGCCUGUCAAGAAGAGGAAGAGGAAGUGCCUGCUCGUGUGAACGGGCCUCCCCCGGCCCCGCCCCGCCUCCCCCGCCCCGCCCCGGCCCCGCGAACCUCUGUGCUUUGCUCAAACGACGGAGCCUUCGCACUCAAUGCCAAGUUUUUGUUACCAAUUAGCUUUUCCAUAAAACCAUUUUGAACCAAUCAAUAAUUUUUAGGUUUUAUUUAAACAAAUAAGUGUAAGGAUUCAAACUUUCACAUUCUAUUAAAAUUUAGCCCUAAAUGACAAGCUUUCUUAAAGCCUUAUUUUUCAAAAGCCCCUCCUCUCUCUCAGAUAGUUGCCAAAACCCCUGUGAACUGAGUCGCAUUGUUGUGCUAAGAACACUGAGCACUAACUUGUUCCAAGCCUGUGUCUCGCAGACGACCGGCCUCUGACCUUAGGAAGGCAGACACUUACGAGUUUCACAGCAGCCUUCUUACAAAACGUUGCCAUUCAUAAUUUAUCAGCCCGCGUUCCUUACCUGACAUUGUACUGUAAUCGGCUCAGCUCUGUGGAUUGGUCUUUACUUUGUAGAGUUUAGACAGUUCGUGUGCUAGCUUUCCCCGAGAUCCCGGCCAGACCCUCCCUCGCAUGCUCCUCUGGCGAAGUGUGCUCUCGUGGGCAUGCGGGAUGGGUGUGGGGGACAGCUGAUGUGAUCAGAGGGUGAAGGCAGUGUUUGACAAAACGUGAAUGGAGGUUAAUUCACACUACAUUGUACGCAUAGCAAACGGAACGAAAGUGUCACGGGUAAGAUGUGAAAAGCUAGCUUCGUCAAGUGCAGUCGAUGGUGAAAGUUGGUAUUAAUCAGUGAGUGUUUUCUUAAGAUUUUCCUUUUUCUUAAACCUGUAACCCCUCCCACAAUUGGGCAUUUAAUUCAUCUUGGAACUGGUCAUUCCCAUAGUUGCUAACUUAGUGCUUUUCUUAUAGAUCCCCUUCUCAACGAGCAAUAUGCCUCCUUGUAUAAAUCUUUCUUGAUAAUGCAUUAGUUUUUUUGUAGAUUAGUAAAGUGCAUUCCUGUUUUCACGUUCUUUCAUUCAAAGCUAAUAAGUGCUUUCCUUAGUUUUCUAGUAACUAGAUGUAAAAAUCACGUGUUGCAUCUUUCCAGUUUUUUAAGUAUUUUAGAUAUUCCCAAACUACGAGCCUUCUUAACACCGUCUUGCCAGAUCCCAGCUCUGUUCCUUGGCCGCCCGCCUUCCCGUGGUCAUGCUUCCUGUCGCUCUGCCUAACCACGUUCCUUUGGGUGGGAAGCUGUGACCUGUGCUUGUGCUAACAACGUUCUGUGCAGCUCACCCACUGGCAAGAACACAAUCGGACCUUCCAGCCACUAGAACAACACUUUUUAAAUUGACAUUUGCAGAUUUGUGGAGUGUUUUUACAUUGAUCUUUUGCUAAUGCAGUUAGCAGUAUGUUUUGCAUGUAUGACUUAAUAAAUCCUUGAAUC
Molecule: messenger RNA, 2217 nt
Organism: Pipistrellus kuhlii (Kuhl's pipistrelle)
Lineage: Eukaryota; Metazoa; Chordata; Mammalia; Chiroptera; Vespertilionidae
Gene: RAC1
Product: Rac family small GTPase 1
Exons: 6
Coding region: 217-795 (192 amino acids)
Biological process (GO): small GTPase-mediated signal transduction; actin filament organization; regulation of cell shape
Cellular component (GO): cytoskeleton; dendritic spine; plasma membrane
Molecular function (GO): GTPase activity; GTP binding; protein kinase binding
Source: RefSeq, a predicted model, not a curated record